Messenger RNA from Peronospora matthiolae, 219 nucleotides. The record is from the annotation of a GenBank genome assembly. Lineage: Eukaryota; Oomycota; Peronosporomycetes; Peronosporales; Peronosporaceae.
AUGGAGAUCUCGGUUGCUGGAAGCGGCUCACUUGCCAGAAAUGUGGGCGCAGAUGACACCCCUCUGAAAAAUGUUUUUUUCGCGUGUCGCGCCUGCGGUGAGAUGCAUGACCCGGGGAAGUGUCCCAUGGAGGAGUUCUACAACAUGAUCCGCCAGUGGUACGUCUUAACCAAGCAUGCGGGGAUGCUGCCAGAGAAGGCCGAGAAGAUGUUAAACUAG